GUCUUCGUCGUCAGCCUCUCAAUCCACAAUGACCUCGCCCACAACCCCAGACAAAGAGAAAAUAUUUCCUGUCACCCCCAGGCAGCCGCGCACCUCACACCACCAGAUCAUCCGUUCUCCUCUCCUUUCGCCGUCAUUAUCCGAGGUCAGACCUUUCGACUGGGAGGCAGCGAAAUCAAAUCGACCGCCGCCAUAUGCAUCACCACUCAAGGCCAAGUCGCGAAGACAGAGCGCGGUCCCGAAUGGUGCCUUGGGUUCACCUACGAAAGGUCCAGGGAAGAGAGUAGUCAGGAAGAAGAGCCUCUAUGAAAAGAUGACGUCCCUACCAUCUCGUGUCUUGUUCGAACUCUCCCUCCUCCCUCAGAGCAUUCCAUGGCCAAACGCCAAAAACUCAGCCCGCAUGAUCGGAGGGUCCCUGCACUUCCUCCACUUCAUUAUCCGCGUCUCCCAAAUCCGCAACGUCCCAGACUCGGACAUCGGUUGGGAAGACAUGUAUCACGAAGACACCGGCUCUUCCUGGUUCGACUGGACCGUCCCAAUGACUCUCCUACUACUAGUUAUCACGAUCCUGAACGCCCUCUCCCUCUUCUACCACACCAAACUCUACCACCUCCACUCCCAAUCCGCACCCGUAAACUCCCCCAACGCCCGCUUCGUAUCCACCCCCGCCCCCAACAGCACCUCUUUCCCCAUGCGUCUCCGCACGCACCUCAUCUCCGCCUUCUUCGCAUUCUGGCGCUUCCUUCUCGGGAUCGACGGGAAAAGGAUGCUUGAAGAUGGGGCAGGAGGAGGUAAGGGGAGGGUACAGGAACUGGAGGUGUGGACGCCGGAGGAGGGCGAGAUGACGUUUUUCUGUGUGUAUUCGCCUUUGCACGCGAUGUUGUGGAUGGUGUGGAACUCGGGGAACUGGAUCUUGGUGUUUUUAUUGAUGGGGGCGUUGACGACGACGAUGAGGUCGUUGACACAGGCGUAUGAGGGCUUGUUGAAGGAUAAAGCGAUCAUCGCUGCUGAGGUUAUGCAUGAGUACGACUCGAAGUUCGUCAACCCACGCGUGAACCCGAUACGGAGCGACGCAUGCGUCCAGACACAUCAGAGCGAGAUGGUCAACCCGUUCGAGGACGACUGAUUGAGUAUCACAGUCGCUGCAUCAUUAACAAUGCGCUGCGUUGUUCGAUGUAUCGUUCGUGCUGUGUCUGACUGUCGGCGUGUAUCCGUCGUGGUCGAACUGCUGCUGCUUCUGUUGUUUUUUCUUUUCUUUUCACCCGAUUUUCUCCGUUUUACUUGAGGAGCCGUUGCCGUCAUCCAGUGAUAUCCACACAUUUCUACUUCCAUAUUUCCAUUCAUCCACUCAUGGACGCAUCCAGGGAUCUUUCUCUCUUCGUAGCACUUCAUUUUACUUCACUUCACGUCACGUCGCAAUCCAUGGCCCCCGCCCCCGGGUCCCUUGCUGUCUCCCGCCAGAGCAUUCACAGUUACAUACAAUGGAAAGUCUGCUGCACUCAUUCGUCUCAAAUUCAAAAAUACAUUUUGUU
This is a messenger RNA of Stereum hirsutum FP-91666 SS1, 1532 nucleotides long. RefSeq lists its product as uncharacterized. Bases 29 to 1126 code for a protein of 365 amino acids. The record is from RefSeq and is a predicted model, not a curated record. The transcript has 5 exons. Gene Ontology annotation, biological process: regulation of exit from mitosis; maintenance of rDNA. Lineage: Eukaryota; Fungi; Basidiomycota; Agaricomycetes; Russulales; Stereaceae.